Messenger RNA from Penicillium cataractarum, 1239 nucleotides. RefSeq lists its product as uncharacterized. Bases 1 to 1239 code for a protein of 412 amino acids. The record is from RefSeq and is a predicted model, not a curated record. The transcript has 2 exons. Lineage: Eukaryota; Fungi; Ascomycota; Eurotiomycetes; Eurotiales; Aspergillaceae.
AUGUGGCCCAGACUCUUCCCCGGUCUAAAACACAAGGGCAAGAGCUUCACUCAUGAGUGGAUGCAAUUGGCCAUGAGCUGCCCACCCCUCUUCAGCGCAUGGCUCCACUCGGGUGCCGAGCAUCUCCUAAUGCGACAGAGAUCAUCUGGUCGCGCCCAGAGUCCUACGACCCGGAAAGACAGUUACGAAUUGCUUCUUAUGCGACAAGAAGCCAUCGUAGCGUUGAAAGAUGCUGUGAAUGAUGACCGCCCCAAUACGGUCACGGAUCAGAUCAUCAUGGCUGCGUUCGCUAUAGCCUUACACCCGCAUGAGCGACACCAAGUGGCAGCCUCUCGAAUGAGGACGGCCCCCCUCUCCAACUUGCAAUGGUUGACACGGUUCACCGACAUCGUGAUCUUGGACGGCCACGUUCAAGGAAUCCGCCAUCUAGUCCAGGCUAGAGGCGGAUUUGAAAAACUCGAAAUGCCAGGGCUUUCGGAGGGAUUGUCGACUUGGGAUUUGAUAACAUCUAGUAAAAUGCUAACAAAACCUUUCUGGCCACUGGCAACAAAACUACAGCUUGACAGUGCCGCUAAGUUCUUGGCUAAAUUUGAACACACGGAUGUUGCAAUCGAUGAUUUACAUUCGCUUCUCUCGUCUGAAUUUUCCCAGUCAACGAUGUGGGUAUUCCACGCUCUUCGCGGAUACAGUUCUUUGCUGGAAGGAUAUUCUGACGGGCGUUUCUCCGAUCUCGAUCUGGGCUAUAUUCUCGACCUACGAAACCUAAUCCACUACCAAGUAUUAUCUCUUCCGUCUGCUAUCGAUGACAAAGUUGGAAGCCCUUCACAUACAUACGAGUCGUUCCGAUUGGCGCAGACUAUAUACAGCCUUCUUGUCUUGUUUCCCAUUCCGUUAACGACAACUCCGUACCCAGAGUUGACGCGCCUUCUGCGCCUCGAGCUGGAGCUUGUUUUUGAAGAUGACUGGGCCACAAUGCCAACAUUAUUGCUAUGGAUUUUGGCACUCGGUGGAAUUGCGGCCUUGGGUACACCACAUCGCUUGUGGUUCGUUGAGAAUUUGCACAUGCAGCUUGGGAACUUGGGCAUCAUCAGCUGGGAAGGGUUUGUGCACAUAAUGAGUACUUUGAUAUGGUUGGAUAGCCCGUGCGGUAUAGAGGGCCUGAUCCUUUGGAAGGAAACUCAACAACAUGGUCAUCAGCCACUUGCCGAAUACCAACCAACCCCUGGGAUUGGCGUGUGA